AAAUUUUUCUAACCGGUUAGUCCGCUACCGCGCCGACGGCGGCGGCGGCGGCGCGUUCGCAAAGGACUCGCGUAAUUACGCGAGAACGUCAUGCGCGGGGAAAUUAUGCCGUAGUUGUGGGUCGGAAUUCGGUUCGUUUGCACACGUAAGAAGUCCUCUGGGAGAAAAAAAAAAGAGAAAAAGAGAGAGGGGGGGGGGAAAGAGAGAAAAGGGAAUUACAGGAAAAUCGCUUUUCCGACGAAAUUUUUAAUCUGAAUGCAAAUCGCAUGGAGAUUUGAUCGACGGGGGGAUACGGAGGCCGGCCGAGGUUUCACCUUUUCGACAUUUAAUCCGAGCGCAAAUUACUAAGAGAUUCGAUCGUCCGGCGAUACAUUUCCGGAAAUUCCGCCUCUCGGACGUGCCGCCUCUCGAAAUAGAACGCUUAGGAUUAUAGACGCGAUGCGCUAACACGCUUAUCUGUUCUCCACGCAGUCCCAUCACCAAUGUGUAUCAAUCGCAGCAACUAGCGAUAAAGCUCCGCUGAAGAACUCCAAUUCUCAGAGGCAGAAUAGAGUCGGCAGAUGGAGCGUCGCGAUAAGAACGCCUGCGGAAUUCCUGCUCGCAGAGGUCACUCGAGACAAAUCCCGUCAUUUGCGAUGAAUUUUCUCGGAAGCGUCGUGCAAUCGCGAGCGCCGAUUAGCCGAGAAAAUCAGUAAUCAGCCGCGCGCGCGCGCGUCACUCGGCGCAGGCUUAUCGACGUGGUAUUUAUGUAUCACUGAAUCAGGAUCUAUCGGCCUCGGUCAUCGUCGAGCCAAAUUUAUCGCGGAGAGAGAUCGGCGAUCGCAACCUUUAGUCGCGCGCGCGCGCGAGGGACGGAGUGAGAGAGGGAGAGACAGAGCGAGCAGGUUAUCUUCCGCCGAGAACGGCCGAUUAAAUUUACACGCUGACGCAACGCGCGAUCGCGGACAAGUCUCUUUGUAAAAAGCAGUCACGAUCUCGAGACGUCACGCGGCGCGCGCGCUUUUCUUCCCCCGCGCGGAUCGAUCGGAGUAUCGCGUCGCGGUCGGCGAUACGCGACACCUACCGUCGCGUUCUCGCCGCGGAAAUCGAUUUGUCCUCUCUCAAGAUAGAUGCACGAGCCCGUGUCUCGAUCGUGAAAUUAAUGAUUUCCACCGUCCAGGCGUCGCGGCCGAGUUCAAUGAGCAAGAGGAGAACGGCGCCGGGCGAUUACGCGAACACACCGGUGAAACCCUCCCUCUCUCUCUCUCUCUCUCCCCCUCUCGCGAUACCUUCUCCUCGGCUUCGAUACUUUCGCCUUCGGUUGUCCGCGACGCGUGAACUUUUAAUCAGCCUUUCGCGCGAAUUACCACGUUAACUCGCGGCACGACGUUUAUCGGCCGUAAAGCGGAGCGAGGAGUGUAAUUUCGCCGAGCGAUUGGACUCGGCAAGACUCGGGAGAACCGGGCGCUUCGCGUCUCGUCGAAGCACCCCCUCGUAUCUCCCCUCCUCCCCCCCCCCCGGAGUGAAGGACAGAGAGUGAACGACGUACGGGCGCGGUUGAGAGUUUUACGUCCGCCCGUGACGCGCAUAGCGCCGCGUGAGGAUGUAACACGACGUAACGCGUCGCUACGGCCGCGCCGUAAAAGCCAUGCCGGACGAGAAUCGCCGUCGCCGCCGUUCGUCCUUCCAAGUGAGACGUUGCGCCGGCGCGGGCAGCCGAUGAUAUUAUGGGAGCCGGCGAAAUGAAUAGAGAGAUUCCCAGCAGCACCCUCGCGACCUUGAGGGGGAUCCUGGUGAGCUCGUUGUCGAGGGAGAACCUCGGCCCGCACGACCUCCCCGUCCACGAGCACACGAGGCAUCGACCGCCCAGGAAGGUGCACUUUCGCGAAGCUGGAGCCGCUCCUGAGGAAACUAACCAAAGGUCCAGUUCUGCACACAAUCGCCACUCUCUCACGAAGGAGCAAACGAUGCACUGGUUCGCCCAGAUCGGAGUCGGCGACGACGACGCACUCGCUUUGCCAGAUGUGAAGCGCCGGCGAAGUCUCUACGAUGAGGAUUCCCUCGAUGGCGAUCGUCCUUACGAGAAUGAAGGACGCGACUCGACGGGAAGCUCGAAAGAGUUGGACAGGGCGAAGCUUGUCCGCGAGAGACAGAACGAGGAGCGGCAGCGGAAGUUGGAGGAGCUCAGGCAACAGGCGCUCGCCGCGCAACGCUUCCGGGAGCAGCGCGAGGAGGAGCGACGAAGACGCAUCGACGAGCUCAGAUCGCGUGACAACGACAGACGAAACCAAGUGGAGGAGAGAAAACGGCUGAUAUGCGAGGCCGAACGGGAAAGACGGGAGGCUAUCCUCCGGAAGAACCAGGAGAGGGAGGCGCGCAUCGAGGCGAAGAAGAAGAACGAGAGAUCGCACAUUGUCUUCGCGUUCGGCAGCUCCACGCCGCGGAUGCUGGAGCCCGCCGACACCGGCGGCUCCACCUUCUGGGGCACCCGCAGGGCCACCUCCACCACCAACGUCAUGAUGUUCUCCGCGGCGCAGCCGCUCACCAGGAGAUCCUCCGAGAGAGAGCUGGACGGCAGCAAGAAGCGGGCCACUUCCGCCGGUGGACUCGACCGGAAGCCCGGAGAAGAUAUGAGAAUGUCCUCGUCCAUGUACGAGGUGUUCAAUUGGAAUUCUAGCCCCGAUCCUCCUUUAACUCCUGCCAAGCAUAAGAGAGCCAGCCUCUCUCUACCUCCCACAACCGACAUCUUUGCCGUCGAUGAUAAAUCCGAUAGCGACACUCGGCGUCCCAUGAUUCAGCGGGCUGCCAGUGGUGAGGAGAGCGACGGCACCACACCCAGCACACCCAGCUCGGUUUACCUGCGGGUGAACAGGAGGCGCACCGACCUCAUGCCGACGAUACCGUCCCCGCGUGACGGCCCGCCGUCGACGGCGCGCAGCUCCAGCGCCAAGGCCUUCACACGUUCGCCAGGUAUCCGCAGCGGCGAAGUGACACCCAACAGCCCGUCCCGACCGCACAGCUCCAUGAGCCAGCAGAGCGCCAGCAGCGUGGGCAGCAGUAAUGUCAAUCUGCGUUCCCGUACGGCCGCGUCGCGCCGACCGCGGCCUGCUUCUAUUGCCGGUACCGGUGUCUCGGUCACAGAGAAACACAAUCUGGUGGGCGAUGUGAAAUUAACGAAGGAUUCAAAGCCACCACUGCCAAAGGUCCAUAGCACUCCGAAGAAACCUUCUACACCGAAAGCCACGGAGGUGAAGAAGCCGACGGAGAAGUUAAUCAAGAAUGUCAAAUCGUCACCGCGAAUAACCCCGAAAGCGACUCCCCUGCAAAGUCCCGGAGCUGAGCAUGCACCGCUCAUCCGCGAGUCCACCGUGGAGAUAAUAAAGCAGAAUGACGCCAAGCAGGAUACGCAGGAUGUGAAGGAUGUGAAGGAUGUGAAGGAGGACAAGAACGAAGAGAAGAAGGAUCAGGGCAGUGAGAAGAUUCAGCAACAGGAAUCGAACAUCGCCGAAUCCGUAAUCGAAGAUACGAAGGUAGUAGAGGAACAAACCGUGCCUGUGUCAGCGAGCAAACAAGUCAAGGACGAGACUAAUCUGCUGCAAGAAAAUCUGUUGAGCACAGUUGCGGAGGAACCGCCGAAAGUCGCUAAAAAGGAGGAGAACAAACAAGAAAAGAAACCGACGGAGACGACUGAAGUCAAGUCCGAAAACGAAAUGGACGAGCAAGUCGACAUGUCAGCUUCGAUGAUCGCCAAGAUCAGAAUCACCACCGAGGAGGAGGCCAAAGCCGCUUUGGCCGAGCGUAGAAGAUUGGCGCGAGAACAAGCGGAACGAGAGGCGGAACUUGAGCGUCAGCGAAAGGAGGAAGAAGCGCGCUUAGAAGCUGAAAGAUUGCGCGCUGAGGAGGAGGAGCAACGCCGUCUGGAGGAGGAGACUCUACGCUUGGCUAAUGAAGCUCGAGAGGCAGAGGAACAGCGACUGCAAGUGGCGAUCGAGGAAGCCAAACGUCGCGAAGAAGAAGACAGAAGAAGAAGAGAAGAGGAAGCUCGUCAGAAACAGGAGAAGGAGGAAGCAGAGCGUAAAGCGAGAGAGGAGGCGGAAAGACAACGAAUUGAAAUGUCGGAGAAGCUGAAGAAGGAGGAGCAGGAACGCAACGCUAGACGCAAACGAGUCGAGGCGAUUAUGCUCAGGACGAGAGGCAAAAAUCAAUCUAACACGCCUACCAAGGGCGAGGCCGGUGAUGGCGACAAGUUGAAGGAAGAAAGUCCUAGCGACGAGAAUAAACCCGUACCGGGCGGUAAAGGUGAUGACGUUAUGACAGCUAGUUUAAUUUCCGAAGCAACUGAGCAGUUCAUUAGUGGUGAGCAGCGGGCGCAUCAGGCGGAAAACAACGCCGCGCCGGACAUUGUGCACAACGGCACGCAUAGCAACGGCAUUAACGAAAGUAAAAUUGUAUUGGAUAAUAAUCAGGGUAACGUUGAAGGAGAAUUGAACGGUCAUCACACGAAUCACGGGAACGGUAUCAACAGUCAGUCGAUUACACUGGACAAUGCCACUGUCAAGCAAAACAACGUGACCAACAACCUGUUAGACCUGUCGGAGUUCGACACUCUGAGUAAUAACAGUAGCGGCUACGAUACCGGGCCGAUACUCGAACUGACGCCCAAUCUGGCGAACGAGGAUACUCUCAACUCCAAUCUAAACCCGACGGCGAUGCCUUUUACCCCGAUGGGCAAUACGUUCAUGCCCGCCGCCGCUAACGCCAAUGUCAAUCCGUUCCAGGACAAUUUCAUCAGUAACAAGCCGCAAGAUAACAAUCAAGUACCAGAUCUUUUGUCAUAAAGUAUCACUGAAACGUUCUCCCGGACGAGCAGAAGAGGAACAGUUCGGUAAUCAGUAACCAAAUUGCUCAUGGCGAGCAAUAACUAUACUCAGAACGAGACGAGUCGUUUACGAUAAUGUAAAUAUAAUCGCUGUCGCACGAUAUGUGUCGUGUGUACGUAGAGGAAAUAUAAAGAGAUGCAGUGGAGAGAGAAGGGCGCCGCAUAUCGGACUGACUAUCCGUGGGCCCACGAUCGUGCCGAGCUCUGAGCAUUAUCACCGGGUAAAAAAGAAGUGUAAUAUAUAAUAUCUAAUGUUAAUUAUAUUAAUAUUAUGCAACAGCAAGUGUGGACACUCAAUCUGUGUGUCGUAGUACGCUAUUAGAUUAAUAUAAAUUUCUAAAGGACUUUCGGAAAGGGAUGAGGCCUGUUUGUAAACACAUCAUUUUCGGAUACACGGACGUAUUUUACGGUAACGAAUCGAACUUAAUUUCUCACGUGCUCACACACGUACAUAACGUGCAAUCGCACAGCAAAAAGACACACACAUACGGUUUUUCUCUCUUAUCCCCCACAAGCGCAUACACACUCCCGCGUGUAAGCAAUUGAAAUUUUCCAGACAUUAAUCGGAUAGCGAUAAUAAAUAGAAAGUAUCAAGAAUCGCGCGAAACACAGAAAAUAUGAAUAACGAAGAGCAUAAUAUAGCACAAGACAGAAAAACAAAACUAUAAAAACGAAGAUACCGAAAUCAGAUGAAACUCUGAAAAACGUAUCUGCCAAAACGACGUAGGAGGCGAGCUCUGAUGAAUUGGAGAAUCUCCCUAACGUAAGAAAUAGCGUAAAGUACUAUCUAAUAGCAACUUCACCAUGGUCGAAUUCAAGCGCGUGAUCGCGUCCAAUGUGAACGAGAGAAAGAGAGAGACAUAUUUUGCGGCUACGGCAUGGGGGAAAGUAACAGGCAGAGAAAGAACAAACAUUUUUCUUCCAUACCAGAUUUCGGGGCGUGCGCUCACUAGUCAAGCAAUCUUACUAUUUUUUCUUCCUCCUUUUUCCCUUUUUUUUUUUUUUUUUCUCGUGUAUCGUUUAGAGGGCCUACUUAACAUUGGUAUACUCUAGGUGUUUGCUAGACGUCACUAUUGUUACGUUUCUUCGUACGUGGAUCUAACAUAAAUUCUCUAGCUGUGAUGAUGAUGAUGAUGAUGAUGAUGAUGAUGUUGAUGAUGAUGAUGAUGAUGUUGAUGAUGAUGAUGAUGACGACGACGAUGAUGACGAUGUUGUUGAUGAUGAUGAUGAUGGUGAUGAAAAUAAUAACGACGACGAUGAACGCCGAUUGCUUUGUGAGAUAGCCGCUGCAUAAGUUAACGGUGUGACGAUCGAGUAGCGUUAAUUGUAAGAGUUGUUACGCGAAGAAAUGUUACAAAUGAUCGCGCGAAAUCAAUCGCGCUGUAUUCGACAAAGGGAAAGCACGACGAUCGCUCGCGAUAUCACGACCGACGCGACGGUGCGAAUGCGGAGCGCAAAGCCGGAUACUACCGCUGUAAUGUUUCGCAAGGCCGAAAGGUGCGAGAGCUGUAAUCGCGACAUCAAGAUACUACCAGACGUGGAUAUCGGUAGCUUGCUUUGCUUUACGCACGCCUUAUCGCAGAUUGCGCGAUAUCAUCGUUAGGGUACUGAUUCAUAGGGGACCGACGACAGAUUAUUUGUAACGUGAGCGGUGAAGCAAGAAGACAUUUCUGUUAUCCCGAUUUCACUCGGGACGCAUGGUCGAGAGAAUUAAUUUUCGACACUAGAGAAAGGAUAGGAUUAUAGUGUAUAGACUUUAUGUACUGUUUGUUAUGCGACUUUCCUCUCGUACGUUUGCGCCACACGCGCACGCAAGUUUCAUCCUCCUCCCCCCUUUCCUCCUGCUCUUUACUUUAAUCGCAUUUUACCCGUAAUCAGUAAAGGGUUUAUUGAGCUGCACGUGAUGCGAGCUGAGAUUUUCUCGUCGGCGUCGUUUCCAUUUGUAUUCGAGAUGUUCUCACGUUCGCUGCUGCGUAACGUUGUAACGUUGUUUUCGGACGCGUCGAGAAAGAUUUUCCCGCUCGCGAAUGACCGAUAUAUUUUCUCAUUCAUGAAUGAUAUGUAUUUUUAUCGAGAGUUGUUAGCGAGCUUGUUUAUACAGGCGCAUGUUGCAUCGCGAGUCGUUGUUCACGCACCGAGAAUAUCCCGAAUCGUUGGGAAGAAACAGAAAAGACGAAAAAGUACCGGAAGAACCGUGCAAAGUGACAGAUUUAUUGACACGUUUUAUCGUCCGUUCUCCCACGAGAAAUCGUCUCUGUGUUUGUCUUGUAAAAAUUUUAAUGCUGUAACGAAUUGCAGUCCGCCUCGUUCGUUACGAGUUAUUGUGUAUCAAACUUAUUUAUUAGUUCUUCUUUUCGACAGAUAUAUUUAUUAACCGUUCAGACACCACAUAUUAUCCCUGCGUCACGUGUACACUUAUACUAUUUCUAUUAGAUUUGGUUGAAACUAUUAAAACUACUCUAUAAGAAUACAUAAUAAUAUUAAUAAUAAUAAUAAUAAUAAUAAUAAAAUAGAAUACGAGACAACGCGCGUUUCUAAAUAUACAAUAACGAAAAAAAAAAAUGCUAAAUAUUAUCAGUCAUGUCUAAAAAAAAAACAAAUACUUCAUAUUGUAAAAAAUGCUUGUAUGUAAUAAAUACUUAAUACCGAAAA
Harpegnathos saltator (Jerdon's jumping ant) is the source of this 7510-nucleotide messenger RNA. Its product is annotated as MAP7 domain-containing protein 1. The transcript is spliced from 17 exons. Gene Ontology annotation, cellular component: microtubule cytoskeleton. NCBI's taxonomy places the organism in Eukaryota, Metazoa, Arthropoda, Insecta, Hymenoptera, Formicidae. The record is from RefSeq and is a predicted model, not a curated record. The coding region runs from base 1707 to 4817 and encodes 1036 amino acids. Gene Ontology annotation, biological process: microtubule cytoskeleton organization.